Messenger RNA from Ailuropoda melanoleuca (giant panda), 1544 nucleotides. RefSeq names its product menin 1 (gene MEN1). The transcript is spliced from 7 exons. The record is from RefSeq and is a predicted model, not a curated record. Gene Ontology annotation, cellular component: histone methyltransferase complex; chromatin; nucleus. The coding region runs from base 147 to 1217 and encodes 356 amino acids. Lineage: Eukaryota; Metazoa; Chordata; Mammalia; Carnivora; Ursidae. Gene Ontology annotation, biological process: negative regulation of cell cycle; regulation of transcription by RNA polymerase II; negative regulation of cell population proliferation. Gene Ontology annotation, molecular function: Y-form DNA binding; transcription cis-regulatory region binding; chromatin binding.
CAGUCGUCCCGGCCACCAUUUCAAGUCGCGGCAGGGACGGGAGAGGGCCCGGGACUUCACUUCCCGGCAGGCAGUGCGGCCUAAGGGGGCGGAACUCCAUUUCCCAACAGGCUCCAGGCGGCGGGCGCCGUGGUGCCUUGUGUGGGAUGCCGAGGCCCGCCGCCAUGGGGCUGAAGGCCGCCCAGAAGACGCUGUUCCCGCUGCGCUCCAUCGACGACGUGGUGCGCCUGUUCGCUGCCGAGCUGGGCCGAGAGGAACCGGACCUGGUGCUCCUGUCCUUGGUACUGGGCUUCGUGGAGCAUUUCCUAGCUGUCAACCGCGUCAUCCCCACCAAUGUGCCCGAGCUCACCUUCCAGCCCAGCCCCGCGCCCGACCCACCUGGCGGGCUUACCUACUUCCCCGUGGCCGACCUAUCCAUCAUCGCUGCGCUGUACGCCCGCUUCACCGCCCAGAUCCGUGGCGCCGUAGACCUGUCUCUCUACCCGCGAGAGGGGGGUGUCUCCAGCCGAGAGCUGGUAAAGAAGGUCUCCGAUGUCAUCUGGAACAGCCUCAGCCGCUCCUACUUCAAGGAUCGGGCCCACAUUCAAUCCCUCUUCAGCUUCAUCACAGGCACUAAACUGGACAGCUCUGGUGUGGCCUUUGCCGUGGUGGGGGCCUGCCAGGCUCUGGGUCUCCGGGAUGUCCACCUGGCCCUGUCUGAGGACCACGCCUGGGUAGUGUUUGGGCCCAACGGAGAACAGACAGCUGAGGUCACUUGGCAUGGCAAGGGCAAUGAAGAUCGCAGGGGCCAGACAGUCAACGCGGGUGUGGCUGAGCGGAGCUGGCUGUACCUGAAAGGCUCAUACAUGCGCUGUGACCGAAAGAUGGAGGUGGCGUUUAUGGUGUGUGCCAUCAACCCUUCCAUUGACCUGCACACCGACUCCCUGGAGCUGCUGCAGCUGCAACAGAAGCUGCUGUGGCUGCUCUACGACCUGGGACAUCUGGAAAGGUACCCCAUGGCCCUGGGGAACCUGGCAGAUCUGGAGGAACUGGAGCCCACCCCUGGCCGGCCAGAUCCACUCACCCUCUACCACAAGGGCAUUGCCUCAGCCAAGACCUACUACCGGGAUGAGCACAUCUACCCCUACAUGUACCUGGCUGGCUACCACUGUCGCAACCGCAAUGUGCGCGAAGCCCUGCAGGCCUGGGCUGACACGGCCACUGUCAUCCAGGAGUGAGGAUCCCCCUGCUAGGGCCUCAGGCCGGACUUUCUUCCCCUUCUACCUAAUUUCCAACCACCUUCCUCCAGGCGUGAGGCCUGGGUCCCCAGCCCUAUCCCCUUUCCAUCUGGUCCCUAGGCAGCCAAGGCCACCAGCACCCAGGAGGUUGGGACCCCUGAUGAGGGCCUCACACCUUUCCCUGGCUCCACUGGUCUCCCAGUUUCAGUCCCCGACAUUCAGCAGCACCCCCCUGCACCCACCCCACCCCAUGCCCCCCCCCACUCUUGCUCCAACCCAUCAUUUCCAAGUGAAGACCCCAACGGCUCACCAGGUCCCUGGGGGUCC